AUGUACGUUGUCAAGCGCGACGGCCGGAAGGAGGCCGUGCACUUCGAUAAGAUCACCGCUCGAUUGAAGAAGCUCAGCUACGGUCUCAGCACGGAAUUCUGCGAUCCCGUCUUAGUGGCUCAGAAGGUGUGCAUGGGCGUGUACAAGGGUGUGACUACAGCGCAGCUCGAUGAGCUGGCAGCUGAAACCGCAGCGGGAAUGACGGCCACCCACCCAGACUACGCUCUUCUGGCUGCGCGUAUUGCAGUCUCCAACCUGCACAAGAAGACAAAGAAGUCGUUCUCUGAAACGGUGAAGGACAUGUACGCGCAUGUGAACCAGGAGUCAGGGCUUCCCGCACCCUUGAUCGCAGAUGACGUCUACGAGAUUAUCAUGAAGCAUGCGGAGAGGCUAGACAGCGAGGUCAUAUACGACCGGGACUUUGACUAUGACUACUUUGGCUUUAAGACCCUCGAGCGCUCCUACCUGCUCAAGGUGAACGGGAAGGUUGUUGAGCGACCGCAGCACAUGCUGAUGCGAGUGGCGGUGGGGAUUCACAAGGCGGACAUAGAGGCAGCCGUGCAGACCUACCACCUCAUGUCGCAGCGAUGGUUCACACAUGCAUCCCCCACGCUCUUCAACAGUGGCACCCCGAGGCCUCAGCUGAGCAGCUGCUUCCUGGUGUGUAUGAAGGAGGACAGCAUCGAGGGCAUCUACGACACGCUCAAGGAGUGCGCAGUGAUCAGCAAGUCGGCGGGCGGCAUAGGCUUGUCCGCACACUGCAUACGAGCCAAAGGGAGCUACAUCAGAGGGACGAAUGGCAUGUCGAACGGGAUAGUGCCGAUGCUAAGAGUGUUCAAUGACACAGCGCGAUACGUGGACCAGGGCGGAGGCAAGCGCAAAGGCGCCUUUGCCAUCUACAUCGAGCCGUGGCAUUCGGAUGUGUUUGACUUCCUUGACUUCCUUGACCUGAGGAAGAACCAAACUUGUUUUUAUUGCAUGCCACGAUUUUCCCAUUCAGGCGCCUUUGCCAUCUACAUCGAGCCAUGGCAUUCGGAUGUGUUUGACUUCCUUGACCUGAGGAAGAACCACGGCAAGGAGGAGAACAGAGCAAGAGAUCUCUUCUAUGGGCUGUGGAUCCCCGACCUCUUUAUGCAACGUGUGCAGUCCAACAUGCCUUGGUCGCUCUUCUGCCCCAACGAGGCUCCUGGUCUGGCGGACUGCUGGGGGGAGGAGUUUGAGGCGCUGUACCUCAGAUACGAGCGGGAGGGCCGAGCCAAGCGCGUGAUACCGUCACAGAAGCUGUGGUUUGCAAUUUGUGAGGCACAGAUUGAGACGGGCAACCCGUACAUGCUGUUCAAGGACGCGUGCAACCGCAAGUCGAACCAGCAGAAUCUGGGUACCAUCAAGUGCAGCAACCUGUGCACGGAGAUCGUUGAGUUCACAAGCCCUGAAGAGACUGCUGUGUGCAACCUUGUCUCGAUCGCCCUUCCUCGAUUCGUGCGAGAGAAGGGUGUGCCGUCUGAAGCCCAUCCAUCCAAGCUGACUGGAAGCCUCAACCACGACCAGCGAUUCUUUGACUUUGAGAAGCUGGGCGAGAUCACAGAGGUUGUGACACGCAAUCUCAACAGAGUCAUCGACGUCAACUACUAUCCCACCGAGUCAGCCCGUCGCUCCAACAUGCGCCACCGGCCCAUCGGCCUCGGCGUGCAGGGGCUGGCAGAUGCAUUCAUUCUUCUUGGCAUGCCCUUUGACUCGCCUCAGGCCCGACAACUGAACCGGGAUAUUUUUGAGACCAUCUACUACCACGCGCUCCGCACGUCGUGCCAGCUGGCAAAGGAGGAAGGCACGUACGAGUCGUACCCCGGCUGCCCUGUCAGCAAGGGUAUCUUGCAACCAGACAUGUGGGGAGUGACUCCUUCACUGGUGCUGGGCAGCACUGCGGGCCGACAUAGCGGCUCACAGGGUGAUGGAGCAACUCCUUUUCUAUCCCCUUCUCCCCCAAUUGCCCUCACACCCCCCAGGGGAGUGUUGCAACCGGACAUGUGGGGAGUGACCCCUUCAGACCGCUGGGACUGGGCAGCACUGAGAGCCGACAUAGCGGCUCACGGGCUAAGGAACUCCCUGCUGGUGGCACCCAUGCCUACAGCUUCCACGAGCCAAAUUUUGGGGAACAACGAGUGUUUCGAGCCGUACACCUCCAACAUCUACUCGAGACGAGUGCUGAGUGGCGAGUUUGUGGUGGUGAACAAGCAUUUACUCAACGACUUGACACAUCUGGGCCUGUGGUCGCCUGACCUGAAGAAUGAGAUCAUGUACCGCAACGGGUCUGUGGAGGGGAUAGACGAGAUUCCACAGCGCCUGAGAGACAUCUACAAGACGGUGUGGGAGAUGAAGCAGAGGGCGAUAGUGGACAUGGCAGCAGACAGAGGGGCGUUCAUUGAUCAGAGCCAGUCGCUUAACAUCCACAUGGAUGCUCCCACCUUCGGCAAGCUCACAUCCUUGCACUUCUACACGUGGGGCAAGGGAUUGAAGACGGGCAUGUACUAUUUGAGAACGAGGGGAGCUGCAGAUGCCAUCAAGUUCACAGUCGACGCAGAAGCUGCCAAAAGGAGUCAGGAGAGGAGGGUGAAGGAGGCAGAGAUGCAAGCCAGGCUCGCAGAGAUGACGUGCUCCUUGGAGAACAGAGAUGGCUGCAUUUCAUGCGGCAGUUGA
This is a messenger RNA of Closterium sp. NIES-65, 2694 nucleotides long. Lineage: Eukaryota; Viridiplantae; Streptophyta; Zygnematophyceae; Desmidiales; Closteriaceae. The record is from the annotation of a GenBank genome assembly.